UUAUUCUUUGUAUUAUCGUAUCUCUUCAUCAGGAGGCUACAGGCGGUUUCCUCGUCUUCACUGCGGCAGCUUGGCGAAGCAGGCGGCGAGAAGGUGCCCUCUUCUUUCCCACAGUUGCAAUAUUCAGUGAAUCUGAAAAGAAAAGCAAGCUUUUGAAGCAUCAACAUGAACGGAGCUUGCCCUUUGUUUUCUGCGAUUUACCCAACAAAGACCCCUCCUUUCAUUCUUCAUCGACCAGCAAAACCCUACUCCAUCCACUCCUUCACUGGGGUCAAGUUGCCACAGGCUGGAGCAUUUCCUUUGGCGAUGCCCUGGAGAGUUGGAAGCCUAAAUGAAGUCAUGGAGGUGGAAAUUGAAACCGAGAAUGCCGUGAAUGUGGGGGAAGUUGAUGGAUUACCAGAUUUGGAGAGGAAAUUGGAUGGGGAGGUACUGGAAGGGAGGAUGGAGGCUUUAGAAUCUAAUGGAGAGUAUUUUGGUAAGAAAAAGAAGAAAGGUGGUGAUUCGGAGGCCAACAACUACGAUAGAUUCAAGAUGAAUAACGGCAGAGAGGUGUUUGAGGAAAAAGCAUACUUAGUUGGUGUUGAAUCUAAAGGUACUGAAGCUGAUAACUUUGGGAUUAAUGAAUCACUUAAGGAGCUUGCAAAAUUAGCAGAUACUGCUGGUCUUUUGGUUGUGGGUACGACACAUCAAAAGCUUGCGGCUCCAAAUCCUAAGACAUAUAUUGGAUCUGGAAAGGUUGCUGAAAUCAAGAGUGCAGUUCAUGCCCUUGAUGUUGAAACAGUGAUUUUUGAUGAUGAAUUGUCUGCUGGGCAAUUGCGUAACUUGGAAAAGGCUUUUGGCGGAGAAACACGUGUUUGUGAUAGGACUUCCCUCAUUUUGGACAUCUUUAGUCAGAGGGCUGCAACACACGAAGCAGCUUUACAGGUUUCUUUGGCACAAAUGGAAUAUCAACUUCCACGCUUAACAAAAAUGUGGACUCACCUCGAACGCCAAGCGGGAGGCAAGGUUAAAGGGAUGGGUGAAAAACAAAUUGAAGUGGAUAAACGUAUUUUGCGUACUCAAAUAGGAAUUUUAAAAAAAGAACUGGAAUCUGUCAGGAAACAUCGGAAGUUAUAUCACAAUCGCUGUUUAUUGGUACCUAUUCCUGUUGUAUCCCUUGUUGGAUACACAAAUGCUGGGAAGAGCACGCUUCUUAAUCGUUUAACUGGAGCAGAUGUUUUAGCCGAAGAUCGUCUGUUUGCUACACUAGAUCCUACUACUAGAAUUGUUCGGAUGAACAACGGGGGACAGUUUCUUCUUACAGAUACUGUCGGGUUCAUACAAAAGCUACCUACUACUUUGGUUGCUGCAUUCAGGGCUACAUUGGAGGAAAUUUCUGAGUCAUCCCUUUUGGUUCACGUGGUGGAUAUCAGUCAUCCUUUAGCACAGCAACAAACUGAUGCAGUGGAAAAAGUUCUGCGUGAAUUGGAUGUGGCUUCAAUUCCAAAGCUUGUGGUGUGGAACAAGGUUGACAAGACUGAUGAUCCUCAUAAAGUAAAACGUGAUGCAGAAAAGAGCGGUAUUAUCAGUAUAUCAGCCACCAUUGGUGAUGGGUUGAAGGAAUUCUGUGAUGCGGUUCAAGCAAAAUUGAGGGAGUCAAUGGUACCAGUGGAAGCUUUUGUUCCAUAUGACAAGGGGGACCUCCUCAACACCAUCCAUCAUGUCGGAAUUGUAGAGAAAACAGAAUAUAUGGAGAAUGGGACGAGAGUCCGAGCAUAUGUGCCUCUACCACUGGCAAGGUCACUCACACCGAUGAGGCAACAAGUGGUUUCAGCUCUCUAGGUGCAUACAUGUUUCUAGUAAGAUCGCUCUUUUCCUUUUGCUUCCUUUCUCAUCUUCUGAUAACGUUGUUCUUUUUUUUUCCGUCAUUUGUGUCGAGUAUAUCAUGUACAUUUCUUGUAUUUAUCACAUACUAAGGUUUUAAAUGUUAAAUAAAUUAGCCUUUUUUUA
Messenger RNA from Phalaenopsis equestris, 1989 nucleotides. RefSeq names its product GTPase HflX. Gene Ontology annotation, cellular component: cytoplasm. The record is from RefSeq and is a predicted model, not a curated record. The transcript is spliced from 13 exons. NCBI's taxonomy places the organism in Eukaryota, Viridiplantae, Streptophyta, Magnoliopsida, Asparagales, Orchidaceae. The coding region runs from base 166 to 1821 and encodes 551 amino acids. Gene Ontology annotation, molecular function: ribosome binding; GTP binding.